CUCAGAUGUGUUAUUCAAGGGAAGUAACAUUUUUUUGAUCACGUGAUCAUUGUUUAUACCGAAGGAAACCCGCCAACUUGCAGAAGAAACUGAUGGAAGAUUAAUGAACUAAGAAGUGGACAACAUCAUCACAGAACAAAAUGGUAGGACGACCCAGAAAAGCAAAAGUAGAUGCAGAGGCCAGAUCCAUGGCAGAGCCAUCUUCAGAAAUAUCAUUACCAGAGAAUGAUGAUGACAGUGACUUUGAAGAACCACCAGUAGUAACCAAAGGAAGAAAAAGACAGAAGAGAGGAGAUGGACCAGCACCAAAAAGAGGCGGAGGAGGAGGAAGAGGACGUGGAAGAAAGAAAAGUGGAGGAGGGGGAGGGGCAGCAGUAGGGGGUGGAGCAGAUGAUGAUGCAGACUCAGGAACUGGAUCUAUAUUUGACGUAGUUAAAGGAGGAAGAUCUUCAUUACAGAGUCUUGUUGAUGACUGGAUAGAAUCCUACAAGAAUGACAGAGAUUCAGCUCUACUUGAAUUGAUACAGUUCUUCAUCCAGGGAUCAGGUUGUAAAGGAAAGAUAACUCCAUACAUGUAUGCUAACCAGGAACAUGCAGAAAUCAUAAGAAGAAUGACAGAAGAGUUUGAUGAGGAAAGUGGAGACUAUCCAUUGAUAAUGUCAGGUCCAAUAUGGAAAAGAUUCCGUUCUAACUUCUGUGAAUUUGUACAAGUACUAGUGCGACAGUGUCAGUACAGUAUAAUCUAUGAUCAGUACAUGAUGGACAAUAUCAUAUCCUUGUUGACUGGGUUGACAGAUUCACAAGUCAGAGCUUUCCGACACACAAGUACUUUAGCAGCAAUGAAAUUGAUGACAGCUUUAGUGGAUGUGGCUUUGAAUUUAAGUAUCAACUUGGACAAUACACAGAGACAGUAUGAAGCUGAGAGACAAAAACAACAGAUGAAGAGAGCUAAUGACAGACUUGACAUGCUGCUGACAAGAAGACAAGAGCUGGAAGAAAAUCAGGCAGAAAUCAGAAACAUGUUGACCUAUAUAUUCAGAGGAGUGUUUGUUCACAGAUAUAGAGAUACCCAGCCAGAAAUCCGAUCUAUUUGUAUGACAGAAAUUGGUGUAUGGAUGAAGAAAUAUCCAAAUAUGUUUUUAGAUGAUGCAUAUCUAAAAUAUGUAGGCUGGACAUUGUAUGAUAAGAUUGGUGAUGUAAGGCAAUGUUGUUUGAGAGCGUUGUAUCCACUGUAUGAAACAGAAGAUUUGUCACCAAAACUAGAGUUGUUUACAAACAGAUUUAAGGAUCGUAUUGUUGAAAUGACAUUAGAUAAAGAAUAUGAUGUAGCUGUACAAGGAAUCAGAUUAGUCAUUAGCAUAUUAAGAUAUAAUGACACAAUAUUAAGUGACAAAGACUGUGAGAAUGUUUAUGAGUUGGUGUACUCUUCAAACAGACAAGUAGCCCAGGCUGCAGGAGAGUUUCUCAAUACCAAGUUGUUUUUGAGGGAUUACGAGGGGCCAAAGACAUUGAAAAUUCACAAAGGAAAGAAACAGAGUCUAAAUGCACCACUGAUUAGAGAUUUAGUACAGUUCUUUAUUGAGAGUGAGUUACAUGAACAUGCAGCCUAUUUAGUGGACAGUUUAUGGGAUAUCAAUGAUAUGAUGAAAGACUGGGAUUGUAUGACUGAUUUAUUAUUAGAUGAACCACAGAAAGGAGAAGAACCAUUGGAUGACCGACAAGAAACCAGUUUAAUAGAAAUAAUGGUGUGUUGUGUUAAACAGGCUGCAACAGGUGAAUCUCCAGUAGGCAGAGGACAUAAUAGAAAGUUAACUGCUAAAGAAACAAAGAAUGUUUCAGAAGAUAAGACCAGAUUAACAGAACAUUUUAUCUCCACAUUACCACAGUUACUUCUCAAGUACCUGAUGGAUCCAGAAAAGGUUGCCAAUCUACUGUUGGUACCACAGUACUUUGAAUUGGACAUCUACACAGCUAGUAGGCAAGAAAAGAAUUUAGAAGCUUUAUUGAGGUAUUUACAUGAAGUUGUAGAGAAACAUACAGACACAGAGGUUCUAGAAGCCUGUUCUAAGUGCUAUGAAUGUUUAUGUUGUGAGGAAUAUGCUAUUGCUGGGAAAUGUGAUGUGGCCAGGAAAACUUUGAUAGAUAGUUUGGUUGUUAAAUUUAAAGAGGCAAUGCAAGAUUUCUUUGCAGAGGGAGAAGAACCAGAUGAAGAUGAGAUAUUUGCCUUGACGGCCAGUUUGAAGAGGAUUUAUGCAUUUUACAGUUGUCAUAACCUGACCAGUUGGGACUUAUGGGAUGACAUUUUUAGCAUUAUCAAGAAUGGAAAUGAAAAUCAAACUAUCCCAGAUGAGAUUGUAAGUAAAGCCAUGUCAUCAGCUUCCAUGUCAGUAUUAUGGUAUCUACAGAAGUUAGAUGAGAAUAAUCCCAGUAAAGACGAGAUGAAGGCAUUGAGAAAACGAUUGAAUGACCUGUUGAAGUACUGUCAUGAGUUGAUGUAUCAUCCUAAAGAUAGAGUUAACGAGGAGGCAUUUAUAACUAUCUGUGACUUGUUAAUUGUGUUCAGUAAAAACAUGGCUAACAAUGACAUGAUGAAACCAUUAGUCUAUGAACCAGACAAGAAUCUACAACAACAACUUAGUAACUUUCUCACAGAUAAAGUCUUUGUAGAUGAUGAAGAUGAUGAUGUUGAUGAAAAUGUAAAGAUAGAAGAACUACACAAGAGAAGAAACUUCCUGGCUUGUUUCUGUAAACUUAUUGUCUACAAUAUUGUGGGGAUCAGGGUGGCUGCUGAUAUGUUCAAACAUUACAUGAAGUUUUAUAAUGAUUAUGGAGAUAUCAUUAAAGCUACAUUAAGUAAAGCAAGAGAGAUCAACAAAGUCACCACAGCCAAAACAUUAGCCCUUAGUUUGACACAGUUAUACAGAGAACAGUUUUCAGAUGGCGGUCCCAUUGAUAGAUCCUCAGACUCCUUCCAAUCAUUAAAGGAAUUAGCUAGAAGAUUUGCACUUUCUUUUGGUUUGGAUGCUGUCAAGAACAGAGAAGCAGUAGCUGCAAUGCACAAGGAAGGUAUCUUGUUCAGCUUAUCUCGACCAGAUGAUCAUAGAGAUCAUUCAGGACCUCCACCAUAUCUUACAUUCUUAGAAAUCUUGUCAGAAUUUACAAACAAGUUGAUGAAACCAGACAGAAGAGUUGUCUUGGCCUACUUGGAUAAGAAUUUACCUGAUGGAGGUAUAUCUAGUACUGAGGACUGGCAGUCACUGAUAGCUUAUAGAAAUAGUUUACUACAGGGAGAAAGUGAGGUCCAUCCUGUCACCUUAAAACAAGCUUCAGCUCGGAGAUAUGGCAAGCGUAAACAGAUGCCAGAUGUUUCAGAUCAUGAUUCUAACACAGGUGAUUGGCAGGAUCAUUCAGCUAUGACACCUGCUCCAGGUAUAGGUGGUCCUCAGUUGACAUCAACUGCUGUUAAGAGGAGGAGGAUGGACGAGGAAAGUCUUGGAGGGGCAUCAGAACCAGGAUCUGAACAAGACUUUGAAGGAUCACUUUGGUGAUAAUUGGCAGAUUCAACAUUUGUUCCACCUAGAACACAGUGAAGUAUUGCAGCUAUAUUUUGUUGAUAUUCUUUAUUGACGUUGUAAAAAUGUGAGAAGAGGAAAUAUAUUUUAGAAUUGCUUUCUGAAAAUACAGCAAAUGAAGUACAUCAGAUGACAAAUGAAGAUGAAAUUUGACUUACAAUGAAACGAAAUUGUGUAUAUGUUGUAAAAAUCAAAAUGUACAUAUUGUAAACUAGUGUACAUAACAUAGAAAUAUAUUGAUAAUGUGUAGAAAUUAAAAAAGAAAAGAUCUGACUGAGUGUUUCUAAUGAACCUGCUUUCAUAGGAAUUUAUGGACAAAUCAUACAAGAUGUUGUUACAUGUAAAUCUAGAUUUGUGAUAGUUCAUAGCAUAAUUAUGUUCACAACUCUGAAAUUUUUCUUAUAACAGUGAAAUAUUUAAGUUCAUAUUUUGUUGCUGUAUUAGAUAUUUAUUGACUACAAAUUGAUUUCACAUCAUUGAUUUAUUUUUGAUUAACUGCAUUAUUUCAAUUGCAUAAUUCAUCAUAUAAAUACAAGUUUCUUGUCACAUUAAGUUACUCAUGCAACAUUGAUUUAAGGUUAAUUACAUUUCAAUUGUUUUUAAUAAUGUAUUUUAAAUAUUCAAUUUUAAAAGAGCAAUUCAUAAUACUUUCUUUUAUUACAAGAGUAGUUUUAAGGUUCUAAAUAUUUUAAUAGUUAUAAGGUUUAAUUAAUUAGAACCAUUUACUGGGGAAGUUUUCCAAGAAUUUCAGUAUUUUCAAUUAAGGCAAAGAUCUGAUUUGAAUGUUAUGGUAGUAAAGAUUAUAUUUUUAGCUAUUUUAAGAUUUAUAAUUUUGAUAAACAGUCAUUACGAAAUAUUUGUAAAGGAAAUUCUUACUUAUAUAAUUUACAUUUCAUAAAAUGUUGAAAAACUAAAGUCUAUUA
Molecule: messenger RNA, 4495 nt
Organism: Mytilus trossulus (common blue mussel)
Lineage: Eukaryota; Metazoa; Mollusca; Bivalvia; Mytilida; Mytilidae
Product: cohesin subunit SA-1-like
Exons: 30
Coding region: 141-3548 (1135 amino acids)
Biological process (GO): sister chromatid cohesion
Cellular component (GO): nucleus; cohesin complex; chromatin
Molecular function (GO): chromatin binding
Source: RefSeq, a predicted model, not a curated record